Gadus morhua (Atlantic cod) is the source of this 1715-nucleotide messenger RNA. RefSeq names its product deoxyribonuclease I (gene dnase1). Gene Ontology annotation, molecular function: DNA binding; deoxyribonuclease I activity. The transcript is spliced from 9 exons. The coding region runs from base 182 to 1378 and encodes 398 amino acids. Gene Ontology annotation, biological process: DNA catabolic process. The record is from RefSeq and is a predicted model, not a curated record. Lineage: Eukaryota; Metazoa; Chordata; Actinopteri; Gadiformes; Gadidae. Gene Ontology annotation, cellular component: nucleus.
AGCCCAGUGCUCGCUACCCCUGGGAUACUGUCAACAUAAGGACACAUAAUGAUUUGCUAGCAAUAAGCCACACCCUUGACUGACAGGAAGACUAAUAUAUUGGGCCGUUCGCUCACCAUUGCUUUGCUUUCUUCCAGGAAUAUUCCGGCAGUGUGAUCUAUACCGUCACUCCUCUCUCAGGAUGCGUGCGCUCUUCACCGGGGGUCUGCUCUGGGCCCUGCUGCAGAUCGGGACCUCGCUCUUUCUGGGGGCCUUCAACAUCAAAUCCUUUGGGGACAAAAAGGCGUCCAACUCCACCCUGAUGGACAUCAUAAGCACAAUUGUCCAUCGCUAUGACAUCCUUCUCAUCCAGGAAGUCAGAGACAGUGAUCUGUCUGCAACCAAACUCCUCAUGGAUCACGUGAACCAGGGGCCAGGCCAGUACAGCUACAUAGUGAGUGAACCUUUGGGUCGCAGCACGUACAAGGAGAGAUACCUUUUCCUCUACAGGGAGGAUACUGUCUCCGUAGUGAAGAACUACACAUACGAUGAUGGCUGUGAGCCAUGUGGUACAGACAUCUUCAAUAGAGAACCUUUUGUUGUCAUGUUCUCUUCCAGAAACAGCGGUGGGAGCUUUGUCCUGAUCCCUCAGCACACCUCACCCGACUGGGCCAUCAAAGAGGUGGACGCCCUCUACGAUGUGGUGAACGAUGUCCGCACUCGAUGGCACACUGACGAUAUCCUGCUCCUGGGCGACUUCAAUACAGGCUGCAGCUACGUUACGGGCAAAGACUGGGAGACGAUUCGCCUUUUCACCGAUAAGAGCUUCCAGUGGCUCAUCUCAAAUGAUGUGGACACCACCGUGUCUCAGAGCAACUGCCCCUAUGACAGGAUUGUGGCCACAGCGGACAUGCUGAAAAGAGUGGUACUCGGUAGUGCUGCGGUCUAUAACUAUAUGGUGGACCUCCACCUCAGCCACAGCCUGACCUUGGCCGUGAGCGACCAUUAUCCUGUGGAGGUGAGGCUGACCGCCGGCCCUCCGUCCGGCCCUCCGUCCGGCCCUCCGUCUGGACCUCCGUCCGGCCCUCCGUCCGGCCCUCCCUCCGGCCCUCCGUCCGGCCCUCCGUCCGGCCCUCCCUCCGGCCCUCCGUCCGGCCCUCCGUCCGGCCCUCCGUCUGGACCUCCGUCCGGCCCUCCGUCCGGCCCUCCCUCCGGCCCUCCGUCCGGCCCUCCGUCCGGCCCUCCGUCUGGACCUCCGUCCGGCCCUCCGUCUGGACCUCCGUCCGGCCCUCCCUCCGGCCCUCCGUCCGGCCCUCCGUCCGGCCCUCCGUCCGGCCCUCCGUCUGGCCCUCCGUCUGGACCUCCAUCCGGCCCUCCGUCCGGCCCUCCGUCUGCCUGAGCCCUGCAGCACUGGACGAACUUUAAGCUGAUGGUUUAAAGGUUGUUUCGGCCAUUAAGGAAGAACUCAUGUCAAUUCACAAUGCCAUGAGUAGCUUGACUUAAAUAAAGUUGGAUGUAAACUUUAUUAAACGGUCGCUGGGUUGGGCCAAUGGUUGGUAGGACAACAUUGAAUGAUUUGCCUCUUCAAUAAGCCUAUUCUUACACAACCACACUAUCAGUAAUUCAUGGAAAUUUCUUCGGAACAUAAAUACAUGCAAUAACCGAUUACAUAGUUAUUAAAAAAAUUGUAUAGUGUUGUUGAUUACAUCGCAAUAAAAUUAAAGAACAAAUUCAAA